Aspergillus ibericus CBS 121593 is the source of this 2167-nucleotide messenger RNA. RefSeq names its product mitogen-activated protein kinase kinase PBS2 (gene pbs2). The record is from RefSeq and is a predicted model, not a curated record. Gene Ontology annotation, biological process: protein phosphorylation; MAPK cascade; cellular hyperosmotic response. The transcript is spliced from 2 exons. Gene Ontology annotation, molecular function: ATP binding; MAP kinase kinase activity. The coding region runs from base 114 to 2036 and encodes 640 amino acids. Lineage: Eukaryota; Fungi; Ascomycota; Eurotiomycetes; Eurotiales; Aspergillaceae.
UCCCCGUUCAUGCCCUGAGUGCCCCUGCGUCCGUGAGACUGUUUUGACGGCACUCUCGGUUUAGUACACCCCAGCUGCUAACGCCAAUUGUUUCGAUCGCACCGAUUUCGAGAAUGGCGACAGAAGGGGAAUCUAUUACGGACAUCUCGUCCAGACCCAUGUCGGAUCUGGACACUCGGUCCGACACCACCGAUGACGACCUCUCUCCCUCUCUUACCACCACUCAAUCGUAUGCCUCGGUACCCUCGCUACGUCCAACUUUAGACAAGACCGGAAUCACCCCGUCGUCAACGCACCUGGGUCAGCUCAACGCAGCCCGACACGGUGCGGGGACCCCCCCUCGUCCACAAGCUUCAAUGAGCGGUGCGCAGCCCGGAGGAUUGAAUCAGGAUAUUUUGGCGAAGAUGAAGGCGUUCUCCUUGUCCAGACAGGGUGCUCCCCCGGCUUUGGCGCAUGCCAAUACCACUGGUCUGGUGCCCAGGGCAUCUCCGUCGGUGUCGGGCGCGAGUCCUAUAUCGGGACAAUCCUCAUCCGUCGCAAACGGCCCAUUGGCGGGUGCUCUUUCGGGGCGUUUACCCCCGACGGCCGUCCGACCGGUUACUAAAAAUUGGGUUUCCUCGCCCUCUGUACCUCAUGGAUCGUCCCCGGGGCUCUCUCCCAAGCCUGGCGGCUUGGCCGCGAAACGUAUGAAACCGGGGCUGAAGCUCUCCGAUGCCACGGGCUCGAACGGGUCAUCAUCACCAGCCCAGUCUGCUACUGGUGCACCGGCUGCGCCCGAGACGGCAUUCAGCAAAUACUCGGAAUUCAUCGACACACAAUCGGGCACGUUGAAUUUCAAGAACAAGGCUAUCCUGCACGGCGGCGGCAUCGAAUUUUCGUCGGGUCACAGUUUCAGCAUUUCCUUAGACGAGGUCGAUCGUCUAGAUGAGUUGGGCAAGGGUAAUUACGGAACGGUUUACAAGGUUCGCCACAGCCGCCCUCACAUGCGUAAACCUGGUAUGGGACUACGAGGUAUAGUCAGUCGCACCGAAGACGGAGAUAUGGCUAUCCCCGUGGUGAAGUCGCAGGAUCAGCUCUCCGGGGUCGUCAUGGCGAUGAAAGAGAUUCGCUUGGAGCUGGAUGAGAGCAAAUUUGCACAAAUCAUCAUGGAAUUGGAAAUUCUUCAUCGCUGCGUCUCGCCAUUUAUCAUCGACUUCUAUGGCGCCUUCUUCCAGGAAGGUGCUGUUUAUAUUUGUGUUGAAUACAUGGAUGGCGGCUCAAUCGACAAAAUUUACAAGGAGGGAAUGCCCGAAAACAUCCUUCGCAAGGUUGCAUUAUCCACCGUCAUGGGCUUGAAGACUCUCAAGGACGACCACAAUAUCAUUCAUCGCGACGUGAAGCCCACAAAUAUCCUUGUCAACACGCGCGGACAGGUCAAGAUCUGCGAUUUUGGUGUGAGCGGGAACCUGGUGGCCAGUAUCGCGAAAACAAACAUUGGCUGUCAGAGUUACAUGGCGCCCGAGCGCAUUGCAGGUGGUGGUGUACAGCAGUCUGGAGCAAGUGGGGGUGGAACCUAUAGCGUCCAGAGUGAUGUCUGGAGCUUGGGUCUGUCCAUCAUUGAGUGUGCCAUUGGUCGGUACCCGUAUCCCCCGGAGACUUUCAAUAACAUCUUCAGCCAAUUGCACGCCAUUGUUCAUGGGGACGCACCGACGCUCCCGGAAACCGGCUACUCUGAAGAAGCGCACGCCUUUAUCCGCGCAUGCUUGGACAAGAAUCCGAACAACCGCCCCACUUACAGCAUGUUGCUUCGACAUCCUUGGCUCUCAUCGCUUAUGCAGCCUCCUACCGAGGCCAGCGGCGAGGAUGCACCUAACGGCUCGGCGAAGGAUGUGACCGAGGAUGAGGAAGUCGCGGCAUGGGUCAAAGAGAAGCUAGACCGGCUCCAGCGCGGCCUGCUUCAGGAAGCAAACAAACCUGCGCUGCACGCCGUUGCUCUGGAUGCCGUUCCUGGAAGUCCGCUCCUUGACGACCCUUCGACCAUUUCCGCUCAGUCUUGAUUAUUUCAUGGCGCUUUGCAGAGUCCACACCUGUGAUCUGUGCUAUUGUCCUACUUCCGUCAUGCGUGUGUUGCGUGAGGGAAUGGCACCGCUGGCGCUGGCGCCAUCUAUUUAAGCUGUCCCAUGGGGAC